This is a messenger RNA of Rhipicephalus sanguineus (brown dog tick), 1089 nucleotides long. Its product is annotated as cathepsin B. NCBI's taxonomy places the organism in Eukaryota, Metazoa, Arthropoda, Arachnida, Ixodida, Ixodidae. Gene Ontology annotation, cellular component: lysosome. Gene Ontology annotation, biological process: regulation of catalytic activity. The coding region runs from base 8 to 1024 and encodes 338 amino acids. The record is from RefSeq and is a predicted model, not a curated record. Gene Ontology annotation, molecular function: cysteine-type endopeptidase activity. The transcript is spliced from 7 exons.
AGGCACAAUGAAGGUUCUCGUAGUAUUCGCACUGUUCGCCGUUGCGGCCCAAGGCCGCGUCAUGGUUCCAUCAUCUGUGAAGCCAUUGUCCGACGAAAUGAUAAACUUCAUCAAUAACCUCAACACCACGUGGAAGGCUGGCAGGAACUUUGACGAGAACAUUCCCUUUAGCUACAUCAAAGGGCUGAUGGGGGUCCACCCGGACAGCAAGAACUACAGGCUCCCGCUUCACUACCACGGAGAGAUUCCCAAUGACUUGCCGGAAUCUUUCGACGCCCGUGAAAAGUGGUCCCACUGUAGCAGCAUCCACCUCAUCCGUGACCAGUCAACGUGUGGAUCGUGCUGGGCGUUUGGAGCUGCGGAAGCCAUGUCCGACCGAAUCUGCAUCCACACCAAGGGCAAAGUUCAGGUGAACAUCUCUGCUGAGGACCUGCUCACAUGCUGUGAUAGCUGCGGUGACGGGUGCAACGGAGGAUACCCCGCUGCCGCUUGGCAGUUCUACAAGGAAGAAGGCCUCGUUACCGGCGGUCUGUACGGUACGGAUGACGGCUGCCAGCCUUACCAUUUCCCACCAUGCGAACACCACACCAAGGGGCCACUGCCUCCAUGCAAGGGAGACGGUCCGACGCCCGAAUGUGUGCGCGACUGUCGCGAGGGAUACGAGAAGAGCUACAGCGAGGACAAACACUACGGCAAGAAAGUCUACACGCUUUCUGGCGACGAAACCCAGAUCAAGACUGAGAUAUUCAAGAACGGACCUGUGGAGGCAGACUUCACUGUCUACGCGGACUUCCUCUCAUACAAGAGCGGUGUUUACCAGCAGCACAGCGGCGAAGCUCUCGGAGGUCACGCGAUUCGCAUCCUUGGCUGGGGCUCCGAGAACGGCGUUCCAUACUGGCUGGUCGCAAACUCCUGGAACCCAGACUGGGGAGACAAAGGCUACUUCAAGAUUCGCCGCGGUAAUGACGAGUGUGGUAUUGAGGACGAUAUCAACGCCGGUAUUCCCAAGGAACUCAAGCCAUAGAAUGCAUAAUGAACGAAGAUUGUAGCGACGUAUAUGAAUAACAAUAAAAAGUGAAGUGCUCUUUA